Microthlaspi erraticum is the source of this 2148-nucleotide messenger RNA. The record is from the annotation of a GenBank genome assembly. NCBI's taxonomy places the organism in Eukaryota, Viridiplantae, Streptophyta, Magnoliopsida, Brassicales, Brassicaceae.
AUGGCACGGAGGCGGUGGGAGGCGUCGGAUGGUGGCGGACCAGGAAGCUCGGCUACUUCUUCACCGGCAAUGUCUCCGUCGCAUCGGAUGAACAACGGAGGAGCACUGAAUGGCAGAAGCACGCUCCGGAAGCAAAACGCCGCCGAGCUGCUCGCCAAGGUUAUGGAGAAGCGCGAUCACGACUAUGAUUACGACGAUGAAGACGGAGGCGAAGAUCUGUACCAGGUACAACUACCGCCUAUCGCUAAGCCUCGAAGACGAGAUGAUAACCGUGUCGGUAAGGGUCCGGUCAACGGGAGACAGGCUCCGGCGGGAAGGCGGGUCGUAGUCCCGCCUAAAUUUGAUGAUGAAUCUGACGGUGAUGAAAUUCCAGAUUUGCCCCGGAAUCCAGUGAGGAUUCCUGAGAAGAAUGUUAGGGGUACGAAAAAUGCUCCGGCGGCGGCAAGACGGGUCGUAGUUCCGCCUAAAUUUGAUGAUGAAAUCGACGAUGAUGAAAUUCCAGAUUUGCCCCGGAAUCCAGUGAAGAUUCCUGAUAAGAAUGUUAGGGGUGCGAAAAAUGCUCCGGCGGCGAGACAGAUCGUACCUCCGCCUAAGUUUGAUGAUGAAUCCGACGGUGAUGAAAUACCAGACGAUUUACCCAGGUAUCCACUGAAGAUUCCUGAAAAAAAUGUUAGGGGAGCGAAAAAUGCUCCGGCGGCGAGACAGAUCGUUCCUCCGCCUAAAUUUGACGAUGAAGAAAUGACAGCCGAUGUGCCCCAGAAUCAAGUGAAGGUUCCUGAAAAGACUGUCAAGGAUCCGAAUGAAGCUCCGGCGGUGAAACCCGUCGCUCUUCCGCCGCCUAAGUUUGACGAUGAACUUGAACUCGAAGGUGACGAAAUUGCAGCCGUUGUGCCCCAGAGACCAGUGGAGAUUCCUCAAAAGUAUGCUGGGAGUACACUCAGGGUUAGAGUUCCGGCAGAUUCGCGUCGGAAUCCGAUCGAUGAGUUUGAGCAGAGCGGAAACGGGAAGCUUAAUGGAAACAAUGUUUUGGUUAAAAUCUUGAUCUUUCAUUUGAAACUAAACUCAUUAAAAUUGCAGUUAGAUAUGCUUCAAGAAGAAAACGAUAAUAUACUAGAAAAGCUUCAACGCGCGGAAGAAAGACGUGAAGCAGCAGAAGCAAGGGCUAAAGAGCUCGAGAAACAGGUUGCUUCUCUUGGUGAAGGAGCAAAUUUUGAUGUCAAGCUCUUGAAGAGGAAAGAAGCAGCAUUGCGUCAAAGAGAGGCAGCAUUAAGGGCUGCUGAACAGAAACGAGAUGGAAGACACAGGGAAACUGAUGCCUAUCGUUCAGAGUUUCAGAGCUUGAAAGAUGAAGCAGAGAAGGCCGUGGAACAGCUCCAGGAGGUUGAGGCUGAAACAAAGUCUCUUCGGACAUUGGUACAUAGAACGAUUUUGACUCAGGAAGAAAUGGAGGAAGUUGUUCUGAAGAGAUGCUGGCUUGCUCGCUACUGGGAACUUGCCGUUCAACAUGGAAUAUGCGAGGAUAUGUCCACAUCAAGAUAUGAACAUUGGUCAGCUUUAGCUCCUCUUCCCUUGGAAGUUGUCCUUUCCGCUGCCCAAAAGCCUGAAGACUCCUUUCAAACAGGUGGUAGCGAUCGCACUUGGACCAAAAUUGUCAGUAAUUUCAGUGAUGCAAACGGAGACGGAAACAUAGAGAGUAUGCUUGCUGUUGAAACAGGUUUGCGAGAGAUAGCAUCCUUAAAGGUCGAGGAUGCUUUAAUGCAACUAUUUGCCCGGUAUAGACAAAAAAAUAUGGUCCGACAAACCGAAACUGAUCCCAGGGGGCAAGGGGAUCCUAAGUUAUCCGACGCAUUUGAGUUGAGUCACGAUGAGCAACAAGAUAUUCUCUUUAAAGAGGCAUGGCUGCUGUAUUUCUGGAAAAGAGCUAAAAUCCACGGCGUGGAAAGUGAUAUAGCAGAAGAGCGUCUUCAGUUCUGGAUCAACCGUCUCGGGCAACAACCAUCUUCACAUGAUGCAGUUGAUGUGGAAAGAGGAAUGAGGGAGCUAAGGAAGCUUGGUAUAGAACAACAAUUGUGGGAAAUGUCUCGCACAGAACUCAUGGACUCCACUUUUCUUCCUUCUCAUUCCGUUUCUGACUACUGUGACGAGUGA